UGUUCUUUGAAAUUUGGAAAGAGAAUCUUAUUGUGUUGGGCAUUGGCCAUUGAGUGCAUGGGCCAUUGACUUCCGAGAUAGGCAAUGCUUGUACCCUUUUUGGCCAUCCCCUUCAAAGGUUGCCAACGCCGCAGAACAAGGUCGCGGUCUGAAACACGGAAAGAACAAGGUCCGCCAUGCCUUAUUUCAACAAUCUUCGCUGCUUGUCCUUCCUGUCCUCGUCCUUCCCAUGCCUCAGUCUGAACGCCUCUUUAUUCACUACCUGCUCUCCUGGGCAUUUACUCGCCGUUCUCCAUGUAUUUUCUACAGGCUUCCCAUGGAUGUAUUACUGUACUGCCUGUUUCCUUAUCUCUCUGUUCGAGACAUAGUUGCUCUUCGCAGGACCAGCAAACCCUUAUUCCUGCUUUCUCAAGAACCAUCAAUAUGGAGGCGUUUUCUCAGCCGGCUAGAUAUUGCAACCCCACCACUUCCACAAUUCGUGCCCUAUACAGUCCAGCCCAGCGAUCUCAAAGUCGAACAAAUGGUCGCCACAGCCAUUUCUGCUAACCGCAACUGGGAAAAGCCAAACCCUGAACCAGUCAACUAUUUUCAUGUCAGGUCGGGCUGCAAAAUAUUGGAUAUGGCCGUUCUUCCUGGAGGCCAACAUCUUGUCUCGUCCUCGUUCGACUAUCGUAUGGGGUACCGCGUUAUGGUAUCCAAUGUGGAACUCCCCAGUCACGAAGGGAUGUUCGCUCUAGCCAGUAUCUCUACCCUCGCUCGACCAGAGUAUCUCCAAGCACGUUAUAUGGUGUACAACGACAAGCCAGGUAUCAUGGUGUGGUUUGUCGUGAAAUCCAAGGUUGGAAAGAGUCUUGACGGGACCGAUACACUUGAUCCAUCGACUCGACGCGUCGGAUAUACCUGCCAUUUUGCCCACAUUAGUCUCGACUCCCUUUCGAACCUUGUAUUGAUCGAGCUACAACGAGCGAUGCCAAUGGAAGACCUUAACCGACUAGGCAGUCCGAGCGCUCCAGGCCCAAGCGAUAACAUCACAACAUCCGCGCCGUUCCUGCUGCUACGACCGUACACCUUCCGCGACCCGAUUCAUGAUCCCGUCCUAUUCCUGUAUCAAGGUUCGUUGUAUCUGACCUUGGCUAUCCUUCCCGAUGAGGUCGUCAUAAUCAAUCUCGACACCCAGGAAGCGCGUUCUUUUAUAUGUAACAACGAUACGCCCUAUCCCGAUUGUGACCAUCAGAUACGCGCUGUUCGAGUGCUUCCAGAGCAGGGUGACGUUCUGGUAAUCCGCACAGUGAUCAACGGGCUAAAUGACGUUCAUGUGAUGGAAAUAUACUCUCUACCGCCAGCGACCGGAAGAUUUCGCGGUUCCGCCAAGCACCGCGUUGUCGUGGAGCACAAACAAGUUGACAGUUUUCAACUCUCUGACCCAUAUAACCAGGAAUGCCCUAGUUCCCGUUCACCAUCGCCGAUCUCCGUAUAUCUUGAAACUGCCAACCCCCAUGGAGUAAUUCACUACACGAUAUCCCCCUCUCUGCACUCUGCAGCUGGGAUAUCCCACCAAUGGUGGUGUUACGAUCUCAAUAACGUAGUACCCCAAACAACUUUUAACACCGAACAAAUCGCUCAGGUUCUUCCUGGCGUCAAUCGUGCAAUUAUAUGCACGCUACAUCCCGACGAGAACCAUCAAGCCACAAACUACGUUACCGCCAUUCGACGAUAUUUCAAUCCCGAAAAGCGGUUCGAUGAUCUCCUGUCCUUUGUUGGUAAAGAUCUUAUCCCUUCGAAGCAAUCUUGUCGGUGGAGGCCGAAACACGUAUAUCGUACUUUCAACAUCUCACCCCAUAUCAUGGAAAGCCUCAAUCGGCAAGAAAUCACAGCGUUUGCAUGGGAUGAGACCACGGGCCGGACGUGUUUCGCGACAAGGAAUGACAUGCAGGUGCAUGUUUUUGACUUCGGCUCUACCACUCUACCGCGAGACCACAUCGGCCGAUGGAAUUCGCUAAAGCGUGUCCUUCGCAUUGAUCAGCCAAGUCACGGAGCUCCGGAAUCACCUCCCUCGGAUGCUGAGAUGGCGGCAGUGGAAGAAUUGCUGGAACCAGACAACUUGUACAUCUAAUUUACAUCCUCUCCUGUUACGCUGUGCCUUAUAUAUUUGGUUUUAUUUUGCAGGCCGUCCAUACGGGAUUCAUUCUUCUUCUUUUUGCCCUACUGUAUGCUGGGGCUCUAUUCAAUCCUAUGUAUGUCUACAUUAUCUUUUAGUGGAUUAAUGACAGCUCUGACCUUAAUUCAUCUAGCUCUUUAUUCGUCACUGCGUAUU
This is a messenger RNA of Desarmillaria tabescens, 2314 nucleotides long. RefSeq lists its product as uncharacterized. The record is from RefSeq and is a predicted model, not a curated record. Gene Ontology annotation, molecular function: protein binding. Bases 230 to 2113 code for a protein of 627 amino acids. The transcript has 4 exons. Lineage: Eukaryota; Fungi; Basidiomycota; Agaricomycetes; Agaricales; Physalacriaceae.